AUGACUGAAGGAAUUAGACGACGUCAAACCCUUCAGCAGAUACAGUCACGUAUCAAGUCUCUAGGAACUUCUGAUUGGAAUAUAUGGAACAUGUUUAGUACUGAAGACAAUUUGUCCAUAGAACAAUUUUCAAGCAGAAUUUACGCAUUAGGUUUUGAAGUAUCUCAACAAGAUAUUGCAAUAUUAUGGAGAGCUGUUGGAAUAACUUCAAACACUAUGACAUACAAUGAUUUCAUUCGAUUUUUACAAUAUCAAGGUUCUGAAUCUAAUAAUAAUCUUAAUUUAUCAUUAAAUGAUAGACUACGAUCAAACGCAAGAGAGUUUUUGAAUAAAUUCUUGGAAUCAGAUCAAAAUGCAAGUGGUUUAGUCACUUAUAGAAUUUUCAACGAAAUUGGAGAUUAUUUUUCAAUUCCAAAGUCCGAAAUACAAGAUAUGAUAGAUAGAUAUGACGAUGAAGGCACUGGAUACAUCAAAUAUUUCAAAUUAAUUUCAGAUAUUUGUUACUCAAAGAAUGACAUUCCCACUCCGAAAUUUUCUGCUCCUCCGUUAGAAAUACCACCAUCCCCACAUAGAAUUAACGAUGAUUUACAAAGAAAUCAAAAUUCAUCACCAAAUAAAAGCCGAAGAUCGACAUAUGAUCCAACACCAACAUCUUCACCAUACAGACAAUAUUCUUCCGAGCGAAAUGACUCGUUUGAAUACUCCCCUGAACGAAGAUCAGAAGAUUAUUCACCAAAUUCCGUACAUUCACCAUACAGGGACUUUCCAUCCGCUAACAGUUCACCGAACAUGUCCCCGAGUGGUCGGAGGCUCGAUCCUUCAAUUUUUGGCCAAUUUUCUCCGAAAUCUCCUUCCAGUCCCUCAUUUGGCGGCCGUGACAAACUUGAUCCAUCCAUAUUUGGCCAGUACUCUCCGAAAUCCCCGUCAAGUCCUUCUUCCGGCGGAAGAGGAAAAUUAGAUCCCUCAAUUUUCGGAGAAAAACCGGUAAUCAUGACUUCCGAGCAGCCAGAGUUCAAUGCAGACGAAUGUACCAACUGCGAGCGCCUCAACAAUCUUCCUCCCAAAGAAUUAGUCAAAAUUAUUUCCCAACAAGUUUCAAAAUUUUUCAGAGGAGGGAAACAGGCUUUUUCCAAAUGGCGUGGGAAGAGCGAAUACCUGGACGUAGAGGAUAUCCGCAAUGGCAUCGCAAGGGAUACAAACAUUUUAGUUCAAAGAAGAGACCUCCAAGAAAUUAUUAAAAUUUAUGGAGGUCCGUUUAACUUAUCCAGCUUCGUAAGGAUGCUUUCUGAUGGUUCCUCAUACUCCGAAUCAAGAAAUAGGGACGUAACUGAAGGAGAAGCCGCAAUUUCAAGAAUUGCAAGUCAAAUUCGUAACGAUUCAUGGGAAGACGUGGUCAUACGGGCAAGAAAUGCACAGGAAAUGUGCAGAGGAUUCAAAGAAAUUGGAAUGAGAGUCAGCGAAAGCGAUAUUCAAAAUUUGAUGCAAAAACUGGGAAGAUCUGGAUUUAUUAAUGCAAUUAGAUCGAAGUUAGAUUAA
Trichomonas vaginalis G3 is the source of this 1536-nucleotide messenger RNA. RefSeq names its product EF-hand family. The record is from RefSeq and is a predicted model, not a curated record. Lineage: Eukaryota; Parabasalia; Trichomonadida; Trichomonadidae. Bases 1 to 1536 code for a protein of 511 amino acids. The transcript has a single exon.